Messenger RNA from Meleagris gallopavo (turkey), 1657 nucleotides. The record is from RefSeq and is a predicted model, not a curated record. NCBI's taxonomy places the organism in Eukaryota, Metazoa, Chordata, Aves, Galliformes, Phasianidae.
AGUGGGACCCGGAGGGGGGCACGUAGGGAGGAUGAUCCCCUUCAGGUUGGGAGCGGGGCAGUGGGAGGUGUCCCCCCUCCACGUGGCACCUCUUGGAGGUGGUGGGGAGGACUCAGCCCGGGGGGGUCAGGGACAUCCCCAAGGCUGAGCUGGGGGUCCUGGUACCCAUGGGAGGAGCACAGCUGUGUCCCUGCUUCAUCCCGGUCCUGCUGCGCAUCCGCAUCGCCAUGGAGACAGAGCGAGACCCGGGUCCUAGCUCUCUGGUGCUGCCCAACGGGGACCGGGCACGAGCCAUCUCUGAGUACCUGAGCAGCAGCAAAAAGAGGAAGGUGGAGGAGAAGGACUUUGUGACAGACUAUGGCAGCGAUGCGGACAAAAGCGAAGACAACCUGGUGGUGGACGAGGAUCCCUCAUCCCCACACAGUGUCCAUUCCUACUCCUCCCGUGAGAACGGGUUGGAGAAGCUGCCGCUGGGACGGAAGGAGCCCGCGCCGCUCAGCCCCACCUCCAUGGCCUCCUCCAGCAGCGCAUCCCCAUCGCGCAGCAAGGAUGCACCCAUGGUGGAGAAGGCAGGGACACCCAGCCUCAAGUCCAGCACCCCCACAUCUCAGGGCGAUGCCGCAGCGCCGGGAUCCAGCGGUGCCCCGCAGUUCCGCCCCACUGCAGCCAAAGCCCCCGUGGACUCCCUGGCCCUGGGCCUGAGGACCCCGCUGGGCGUGCAGAGCCCCUACUCCUUCAGCAUGGCUCACCCCGCUGUCAAUGGGGACAUGGCUGGGGCGGGCGCCUACGCCAGCCUGCACCUCGUGUCCCCGCAGCUCAACGGCACCGCGGCCGCCAGCAGUUAUGGCCGCUCCCCGCUGGUUGGCUACGACCCUCACCCUCACAUGCGCGUGGCGGGGCUGGCGGCCGGCAUGCAAGUGGGGACGUCGGGGAAACCGGGGCACUGCCCGACGGGCGAGUGGCUGGCGGUGGGCAUGGAGAGCAGCAACGUGGAGAUCCUGCACGUCACCAAGCCCGACAAAUACCAGCUGCACCUCCACGAGAGCUGCGUCCUCUCCCUCAAGUUCGCCGCCUGCGGGAAGUGGUUUGUGAGCACGGGGAAGGACAACCUGCUCAACGCCUGGCGCACGCCCUACGGAGCCAGCAUCUUCCAGUCCAAGGAGACUUCGUCCGUCCUCAGCUGCGACGUCUCCACCGACGAUCAGUUCAUCGUCACCGGCUCCGGAGACAAGAAAGCGACGGUCUACGAAGUCAUUUACUGAGAGUCACGGAGGUGAACAGCCACGGCCUGGCUCUGUUCCCUGAGAGCAGACGGACUCACAGCCAUGGGGACGGACAGACGGACUCCGACGCAGAGGGGUGGCAGCCCAGGCCUGGAGCAAUUGGCGAUGGGGACCCUGCAGUGCUGGCAGGCAGCUGCUGCUCGCAUGGCCCUUCCCAGGGGUUUCCUCCUCCUUUGGUUCGUUAUUGGUUGGUUUGUUUCUAAACGGGGGCUGGGGGUUGGGGGAGUGAAGGGGGGCUUUCUUUUGUAAUGUCAUUUUUUGUGUUUUUUGUUUGUUUUUUGUUUUGUUAAAGUGCUGGGCUGGGCAGGAUGAGAGCUCUCCUCAUCUCCCCCCGCACCUCCCAGGGCAUAUUUAAUAAUAAAAAGAAAACAGCA